Molecule: messenger RNA, 300 nt
Organism: Seminavis robusta
Lineage: Eukaryota; Bacillariophyta; Bacillariophyceae; Naviculales; Naviculaceae
Source: the annotation of a GenBank genome assembly
AUGAUUGAAAGGGAAUGUGCUGAUUUCAUUCAGGGUCCCUCCUCCAUCAACAGGGAAUGGUUCAUCCCCCACAUACAAGUGAGUCUUUCGGAUGACGAAGGCGUGUCGUCAGGUGAUUCACUUGAUGCCGUUGAUCCCAAGUACAACGUCAUGGUUACAGGACUUGCAGAGAGAUCAGUUCCAUCACCACCUGGUGGGCAGAUACAUGUGCACAUGUCAUCACCCGAACCAACAGGCAUUGGUGCUGCACCCGCACUGCAAACAGGACAUUCACAAGCAGCACAACCAGAGGCAGCAUAA